Molecule: messenger RNA, 435 nt
Organism: Aureococcus anophagefferens
Lineage: Eukaryota; Pelagophyceae; Pelagomonadales; Pelagomonadaceae
Exons: 2
Biological process (GO): protein deubiquitination
Molecular function (GO): cysteine-type deubiquitinase activity
Source: RefSeq, a predicted model, not a curated record
GUCGAGCGAAAGAGGCUGCGCGACCGCCUCCAGGACUUUGGGCUCCGGGAACACGCCGUCGCGUCGGACGGCAACUGCCAGUUCCGCGCCAUCGCCCACCAGCUCUGCGGCAACGACGAGCGCCACGACGCCGUCCGGAAGCGCGUCGUCGGCCAGCUCACCCUCGAGCCCGAGCGGUACGCCGAGUUCUGCAUGGUCGAGGACGCCGAAGACGCCGACUUCGAGAGCUUCGUGCGCCGCAUGGGCAACGACGGCGAGUGGGGCGACGCCGUGACGCUCCAGGCCGCCGCGGACGUCUACGGCAUCGUCGUGUGCCUCGUGACGUCCUACAACGAGCGGGGCAUCUUCCGCGCGACGCCGCAGCAUCGGACGCCGCCGACCGCGCCGCCCACCAUCUGGCUCGCCUUCUGGGCCGAGUCCCACUACGCGUCCAUC